UGUCUGUGUGUGCGGCUGGCGCUUUGAUAUUUUUUUUUACCUUCUCUUCCUUGUCUUUCCUACUUUUUCCUUUCCCAGGAAAUACGAAACCUUCCCGUUCGUCAACCUCCUCACCAAAGGCCUCCCCCGCCUCUCCGCACUCCUCUAUUCUAGAUACAUAACCAUCUAGUAUCCGUAUCCUCGACGAAUAGACGCGGAAAGGAAAAGGUCAACCGGACCUCACGGAAAUAAUGGCGGACACAAAGAACGAGAAGAAUGAGAAGUUGUUCGAUUCGGACCAGCCUUCGACACACGAACCGGGUUCCAGCACCGAGGUCGUCGGCCAAGUGAGCGAUAUAUCUGGGUUCGAGGCACAAAAAGCAGCUUUGGGUAAUGCGCACUUCAAACGGUUAGGAUGGAAGCGACUCACCGUUGUGUUGAUUGUGGAGGCUAUCGCUCUCGGUAGUCUGAGUAUGCCGGCUGCGUUCGCCUCUUUGGGAAUGGUAGCUGGUGUUAUCUUGAGUGUCUUCUUGGGUCUCAUCGCUAUUUACACCAGCUACGUCGUCGGUCAGGUGAAGCUGAAGUUCCCGGAAGUACAACACUAUGCGGAUGCCGGUCGAUUAAUUAUGGGUAAAUUUGGAUAUGAGCUCGUCGGUGCUAUGUUUGUGUUGCAAUUGGUCUUCCUCGUUGGAUCGCAUUGUUUAACUGGUACCAUUGCAUUCCUCAACAUCACCAACAACGGUACUUGCUCGCUGGUAUUCGGUGUCGUCUCAGCCAUAAUUCUGCUUCUCCUCGCCAUCCCUCCCUCUUUCGCUGAGGUGGCGAUUCUAGGUUACAUCGACUUCGUAUCCAUCAUGAGCGCCAUUUUCAUCACCAUCAUCGCGACUGGUGUUCAGCGUGGCGAUGUCGGGGUCGCUUCUGACUGGUCUGCUUGGCCUCAGGAGGGCAUUACUUUCAGCAAGGCUUUCGUCGCUGUUUCGAACAUUGUUUUCGCUUACAGUUUCGCUAUCUGCCAAUUCUCCUUCAUGGAUGAGAUGCACACACCCAAGCACUUCGUUAAGUCGAUCUGGGCGCUUGGCUUAAUUGAGAUUUUCAUUUACACCUUGACUGGAGCCUUAAUCUACGCCUUCGUUGGUCAGGGAGUCAAGUCCCCGUCUCUUCUAUCUGCUGGCACGCUCAUCUCGAAGAUCGCGUUCGGUAUUGCUCUACCCGUCAUCUUCAUCUCGGGAUCUAUCAAUGGUACCGUUGUUGGUCGAUACAUCCACGGCCGUGUUUAUAAGAACGAUGUUACCCGCUUCAUUAACACCACCAAGGGAUGGGUCACAUGGGUCGCGCUCAUCACCUUCAUUACUAUUAUCGCGUGGGUUAUUGCCGAGGCUAUUCCCUUCUUCUCCGAUCUCCUGGCUAUCUCUUCGGCGCUCUUCAUCUCUGGAUUCACCUUCUACUUCCCGGCUGUCUUCUGGUUCAAGCUCAUCAAGCAGGGCAGCUGGCAUGCUAAAGAGAACAUCUGGAAGAGUCUGCUCAACGGGCUGGUGUUCAUCAUUGGUAUGAUCGUGUUGGUCGGUGGCACAUAUGCCAGUAUUGUUGAUAUCAUCGACGGAUACAAGACCGGCACAGUUCGUGGCGCAUUCACCUGCGCCCCAUUCGAGUAAAAUAUCUUCAUUUUACAUAACCUCGAAAGUAAAAACAAACAAAAGACUGCCCCUUCAGUAAUCCCUCUCUAUAAAUAGGAGAGGUAUGGAUGUGGCCCGUUGAUGAUAUCAUGAUAACUUCUUUAUUACCUACUUUUAUUCGGCGACGGCGAAUGCAUAUAUCACGCGAGCAUGGGAUUAUCAUAGAAUCAACGGUUUUAUUUCUCUUUUCAAAGAGCGCUGGAUACCUAGGUACACAACAACUCGAUGUAUAGAAACCUAACCUGGUUCAUGGGGAGCCCCUGCAAAAUCAGGAGUUGAGAGAGCGUGCAUUCUGGUGUUUUCGGUGGGACCAUAUACCUUGUACAUUACUGUUUGGGAAGCUGCUUCAUUGCUUAUGUAAAUGUUCAGCGUGGCGAAUGUAUUCGGUAAAUCUAUUUUUACUUGUAUCGUGAUGUCUCGUGAU
Molecule: messenger RNA, 2076 nt
Organism: Hypoxylon trugodes
Lineage: Eukaryota; Fungi; Ascomycota; Sordariomycetes; Xylariales; Hypoxylaceae
Product: transmembrane amino acid transporter protein-domain-containing protein
Exons: 2
Coding region: 231-1631 (466 amino acids)
Biological process (GO): amino acid transmembrane transport
Cellular component (GO): vacuolar membrane
Molecular function (GO): amino acid transmembrane transporter activity
Source: RefSeq, a predicted model, not a curated record